Messenger RNA from Rotaria socialis, 519 nucleotides. Lineage: Eukaryota; Metazoa; Rotifera; Eurotatoria; Philodinida; Philodinidae. The record is from the annotation of a GenBank genome assembly.
AUGAAAGUUGAAGAAAAAUUGAAUGAAGUGGAACAACAAAAUUUAUCAGAAAAAAUGCGUCAAUUAUCAACUAAUGCAACACAUGAAAAAGAUCCUAUCAAGAUAAUGAAAGAGAUCAGAGAUCAACUUGAAAUAAUUCCAAAUUAUUUAACAAAGCAAAAUAUAUCUUUCAAAGAACUUAUGCAUCAAGUCUUAUCGUCAAUAAUAACAACAACAGAAAAAUUAAAGAAUAAUAUGGAUGAAUUAAGAAAAAUACCUAUUUUAAUUUAUAAAAUUAUGGUUAUUCAAACUUAUCAAUAUUUAUGGAAAACUUAUUUCAAAUCAGGUACAGGACAAUUGAUUAUUCCAUCUGAAACAAAACAAAAGGUAUCCUAUUCAACAACUUUACCAAUAUGGCCGAAAGAAAUAAAAACUAUUGUAUUAUCAAACAAGAAAGAUAAAACAAAUGGAAAUGAAAUUUGUUUAAAAUUUGUCAAUGAUCAUCUAUAUGCACUGCAGCAUCAAUUAAAGCAAUAUUAA